This is a messenger RNA of Culex pipiens pallens (northern house mosquito), 495 nucleotides long. RefSeq names its product probable cytochrome P450 313b1. Gene Ontology annotation, molecular function: iron ion binding; oxidoreductase activity, acting on paired donors, with incorporation or reduction of molecular oxygen; heme binding. NCBI's taxonomy places the organism in Eukaryota, Metazoa, Arthropoda, Insecta, Diptera, Culicidae. The record is from RefSeq and is a predicted model, not a curated record. Bases 1 to 495 code for a protein of 164 amino acids. The transcript has a single exon.
AUGUUAUCAAUUCUCGUGAUUUUCACAAUCAUCACCGGUAUCACCCAUCUGCUGCUGAGCCUUUGGAGGAACCGCCGAUUCCUGCUAGCGGCCUCCCGCAUUCCGGGACCCCCCGGCUUCCCUCCCCUACUCGGGGGCAUUUACCAAUUUUACGGCAAAACCGACGUGGAACUGGCCACCGCCCUGCUGGACAUUUCCCAGCGGUACACAUCGCCGGUCAAGUUCUGGCUCGGCCCGCUGCUGAUGGUCGUCGUAGAUCGGCCGGAAGAUUUGAAAAUUGUGCUCAACUCGCAGCACUGCCUCGACAAGGUCGAUCCGUACCGGUUUUUCCACGUAGAUCUCGGACUUUUUGCGGCGCCGAAAGAGCUGUGGAAACGGCACCGGAAGGUUCUGAUGCCGGCCUUUGGACCGAAGGUGGUGGACGGGUUUUUGCCCACCUUUGCGAAAACUAGCCGGAGUUUGUGCAAGGAGUUGGAACGGUUCCUGCCGGCUUGA